Molecule: messenger RNA, 4040 nt
Organism: Phacochoerus africanus (Common warthog)
Lineage: Eukaryota; Metazoa; Chordata; Mammalia; Artiodactyla; Suidae
Gene: RNF168
Product: ring finger protein 168
Exons: 7
Coding region: 310-2025 (571 amino acids)
Biological process (GO): double-strand break repair; protein ubiquitination
Cellular component (GO): site of double-strand break; nucleus
Molecular function (GO): metal ion binding; nucleosome binding; ubiquitin-protein transferase activity
Source: RefSeq, a predicted model, not a curated record
CGUGACGUCACUAGCCCUUGUCGGGUUGCUACAGCACGGCGCCAAGGUUAGGCUUUUGGGUAGAUGGAAGAGAGGGAGGGGCGGGCUCAGAGCGCCCGGAAGGGCUCGCGCGCGGCCCCCGACAAUGGUAAAACGGAAGUCCUACUUCUGCGGAGCUCCUCGUCCUGGCGGAAGAAGCGUUCUUCCUCUAGCGGUGGCUGCGUAGCUGCGCGCCUUUGCGGUCUGCGGCUUGGCUUCCGGGAGCUAAGGGAGCUACGGGAGCAUCCUCACCUGGUGUUGAUGUUGAAUAUGCCUUUUUAGCAUAUUAAAAUGGCUGUACCCAAGGACGCCAUCCCUUCUUUGUCGGAAUGCCAGUGCCAGAUCUGUGUGGAAAUUCUAUUUGAGCCUGUGACACUCCCUUGUAACCACACGCUGUGUAAACCAUGCUUCCAGUCGACUGUCGAAAAAGCAAAUUUGUGCUGCCCCUUCUGUCGCCGCCGAGUCUCUUCGUGGACUCGACACCGCACCCGAACAAAUUCUCUUGUCAACAUGGAACUGUGGAAGAUAAUUCAGAAACACUAUCCAAAAGAAUGCAAGCUUAGAGCCUCUGGGCAAGAAUCAGAGGAAAUUGUUGAUGACCAUCAACCAGUCCGCCUAUUAAGUAAACCUGGGGAAUUAAGAAGAGAAUAUGAAGAGGAGAUAAGCAAGGUAGAGGCAGAGCGACGAGCCAAUGAGGAAGAAGAAAACAAAGCCAGUGAAGAAUAUAUACAGAGGUUAUUGGCAGAGGAGGAAGAAGAGGAAAAACGACAGGCAGAAAAUAGGCAAAGGGAGAUGGAAGAACAGCUGAAAAGUGAUGAAGAGCUGGCAAGAAAGCUAAGUCUUCAUAUUAACAAUUUCUGUGGCGGAAGUGUCUUGGCAUUGCCCUUGAAUUCCAAAAAAUCUGAUCCAGUCACAACAAAGUCACAAAAGAAAAAUAAGAACAAGCCAACAAACACUGGAGAUAUUGAAAAGUAUUUGUCACCUAAAUCUCAACUUGGGUCAGCAUCACCGUCUGAAGUUGUACAAGAAGACAGGAAAAACUCCGUGUCUAAGGAAACUGACAGCAGUGGUAUGAAGAGCCCUACAUGGCAAGACACAGACAUUGAGGAAGAUAUGCCAACACUUUCUCCACAGAUAUGCCUUGAAGUUCAAGAGCAAGGUGCAAAACCUUCAAUGGAGUCACCUAUGCCUCAGUUAUAUGCCACUGGUAGAGAAUGGUGCCUUGAAGGACAAAUGGAAACAAAAGCAAGCAAUCAUGAGAAAGAGUUAUGUGUCAUAAAUCAUGAGGGACCUAAAGCCAGAGUUCCCGACUCUGAAGAAGCUGCAGUUAAAACUUGUGGCAAAACAGAGAGUGGGUUCACUGUCUCAGAUACGACACCGAUAAUUAGAAAUAACACACCGGAGAUAGAAAACGAAGAGUCUUACCUACUGAUCAAUAAGGAUAUCUUCAAAAGGAAAAAUCAGGAAUCUUUGUUUGAAGCAGUCAGGGACCCAUGCUCUUCUGCAAAAAGAAAAAAAAUGUUCCCCACAGCUUCCUCAGAUGAAGAGGAAACAGAAAUCAGCUUUACUCAAAAACUGAUAGAUUUGGAACAUCUACUUUUUGAGAGACAUAAACAAGAAGAACAGGACCGGUUGUUAGCAUUACAGCUUCAAAAAGAGGUGGAUCAAGAGCACAUGAGGCCAAACAGGCAAAGAGGAUCCCCAGAUGGCUAUCAGUUACGUGCUACAUCCUCACCUCCAGACAGAUUGCUAAAUGGACAGAGGAGGAGUUCCAAAGAUAGGAACUUCAAAAGACAAACUGAUCUAGAGCAUCCAAAACCUCAGAGAGGCUCAAAAAAUGAAAAUUGGCAAACUUCUUUUAAGAUCCAAUGGAAACAUUCAGUUAACGGAAGAAAUAUACCAAAUUCUAUUAGAGAUAAUCGUAAUGUACCUAAAACUGCUCAGUCCCUACAGCCUAGUAAGUCCCAGAAAAGUAUUUUUCAGAUGUUUCAGAGAUACAGAAAGUAAUGGUUAGGUAAAGGGAGUAUUUUAUAAUCUAGUAAAGCUGGGUUGUGAAGCUCUCUAUCAUAGAUUCUUUAUAAAUUUUCAUUAAUUCUGCUUUGUGGGCACAUUCAUUAUCCUUAAUUAAAGGACUGUGCGAUCACAAGGGAGGGACGUACAAAUGUGUUUGUGCCAAACUCAGUUGUAAGCAAGGGUCCCGGUCCUUUUCUUUUUUAGUAACUGUGAUAUGCCAAGUUGAUAGUCCUUAUGGAUAAAAAUGCCUUGGCCAGGGAGUUCCCUGAUAGCCUAGUGGGUAAGGAUCUGACAUUGUCACUACUGUGGCGAGGGUUCGAUCCCUGGCCCAGGAACUUCUGCAUGCUGCAGGCGUGACCCAGAAAAAGGGGGGAAAAAACACUUAAAAAAAAAUAAAUGCCUUGACUAACUCCCAAGAAACCUUCAUUUUCAUGUGUUUUCGAAAAAUGCAUAUUUAAUGGCCUUUGCUCACCUUUUUGGCAUGACUAAUAAAGCAACACUAUAAUAGUCCAAGUAUUUAAUCUAGGUAGGGUUUAAAAUCUAAAUUUUCUUGCAACUCUACCAUCUAUUUGCAAAGCACUUGAAAUUCAUCUUCCGUAACACUACAGUCAUCUAGUUUCCAUUUCUACUUUAAUUACUUUAAGUAUUAAAAGCAUUUUCUUUGACAUAAAAUUAGGACUAACACGAAAUCAGAAAAAUGAGAAUUUUCUGGAAAAUUAGGAAUUAGUUGACAGGAAACUAGACUCUUGGUGCAGAAGGAGCUAAGAGUUGGGAUGAGGCUCAGUGGGAUGGAUUGACAAUUUGGAAAUACUGGAACCGAAUGGGUAAUCAGACGGGUGGGUUCCAGGAUGGAGUGGCAAGUGUAGUUUGCCCCAGUAUUCUGCUUCAUUUUUUCUUUGCUAAAUAACACAGAAAACAUUUGAGUUUUACAGCUUUUCAUACCAUAGUAUAUAAUAUGCUAUUCCAGGGAAAGAAAAAAGAAGGUAUUGCUCUAAGAGAAUUAUAUCACAGUAUCCUAGAUUGUAGAACCUGGCUAACCAUGUGUUUAUUUCUUCAAGUUAUCAUUUGUAUUGGUACUGACUUUUAUUUGUGUUUAUGGAUAAAAGUAGAAAGUAUGAUACUUGGGUUUUGCUCUCUCUUACCCCUGAAAGUUAAGUCAGAAGGCAGCAAUUUCAUUUGGUGAAAUUUAACUUAGAGAUUGUUAAUCUUCUAUUUCAUUAAUGUGAACAACCUUGAGCAAACAACAGUUUUGAUAGCAUUUCUGCUGAUGUCUAGUUAGCCAUCCUUUUCAGGUGAUUAUACAAUAAAAUGUCCUAGGGCUAGUAAUUCUAGCUUAAAGUUGUCUGUAUUUUUACACAUUGUUAUGAUUUUUUCCUCCACAUUUUAUAACUGAAAUUCUAUAAUCUUUGCAUACUUGAUGGCAUCCACUUCAGUAUUGAUUGGGUAAUUAUGGGUAGAAUUCUGAUGCUGAUUUAAAACUUAGUUUGCCCUUUCUCAAAAGUGCUUGACCUCUGAGUAAUAAUUGUGUUGAAGUGAAGCAUAGUUAAUAAUUAACCAGAUAUGUCUAAAAUAGACUAAAGUCUAUCAUUUCAUCAAACCAGUAUUUUUAUAAUAAGACCAGUUUUGCUUUCCAUUUUAUGGUAGAUACUGUUGGACCCCUCAAAUAGAGUUAUAUAACUAAAUCUUCCUGGAAUAGUCCAUAACCAAAAGGGCAGAAAAUAGUGUACGGUAUUUAGUAUUUACAUAUAUAACCACUUAUUUGUGAAGAAGUUUUCCUGACUAAAGUUGGUUUCAAGAUAAAUUUUAAUUUCUCAAUUAGUCUUUAUGAUACUCCAACCAUGUAUGCAUUUUUGUGAGAAAUCAGUAAAUGUCUUGUGUCAGUCAUUAGAACGUAUUGAUACUUUUCCUCCCAUUUUAUGGAAGGGAUAUGAGAGUGUUUAAUUUCUCAGGGAGUGCUAAAACUGUAGAGGUUGAGUAUCUGAAAAUUAAAGUAAUUAUUAAAAAUUAAA